Aspergillus calidoustus is the source of this 2037-nucleotide messenger RNA. The record is from the annotation of a GenBank genome assembly. NCBI's taxonomy places the organism in Eukaryota, Fungi, Ascomycota, Eurotiomycetes, Eurotiales, Aspergillaceae.
AUGUACCACUACCUCGUCCGCCGACAACGUGUAAUCGUCGCUGAGCUUGAGCAGUUCUUGUUGGAUCAUAGUGAAGAGAUGGCCCUCGAUCCGCGCUUCUACCACCAUAUCGGCCAUGGCGUCGGGUCUGGUUCGCAGUCCUCUGCUUCCUUGUCCGGAGCAUCGUCGGUCACAGGCAUCACAACCCCGUCUAUAGGUUCACUUACAGCUUCCUCCGCUACGUUGCGCUCAACCGCAUCGAGUCCGUCGCUACGAGCUAGAGAAGGCGUGCCAGUGUCUGCUAGUCGCGCAGAUGGCAUUGCUAGUCCUUCUCCGGGGGGUAAUGUCCGAGUCGUGGUGCGAGUGCGAAAGUUCCUUCCUAGAGAGAUCGAGCGAAAGGCGCAAUGUCUGAUUACGAUGAAUCCCGAAACUCAGAUGACCAAGCUACGAGCCCCGCAAGCCCACUCGUUUGACGAAAAUAGACCCAAGUCGCAGGCCCGCGGAAAGGUAUUGGAGGAUAAAGCCUUCAUCUUCGACAAUUCAUUCUGGUCGCAUGACGAGGAGGACGACCACUACGCCCACCAGGAGGAUAUCUAUAAUGCUCUCGGCGAGGAUUUUCUCGAUCACAACUUUGAGGGGUAUCAUACAUGCAUUUUCGCAUACGGCCAGACUGGCUCUGGCAAGAGUUAUACAAUGAUGGGUACGACUGAGCAACCAGGUUUGAUUCCGCGGACGUGCGAGGAUCUUUUCCAGCGUAUAGAGAGCGCCCAGUCACCGGAUGUCAGCUUCAACGUUCGCGUCUCCUAUUUUGAAGUCUACAACGAGCAUGUACGCGAUUUGCUGGUGCCACGGACCGAGCCACCCCAUUACCUGCGCAUUCGAGAGUCUCCUUCCGAGGGACCGUACGUGAAAGACUUGACUGAGGUUACGGUACGAAACUACGCCGAGAUCAUGAAAUUCAUGCGUAAAGGAGAUGUGUCUCGGACGGUUGCGAGUACCAAGAUGAACGACACCUCAUCACGGUCGCACGCUGUCUUUACGAUUACGUUGAAACAGAUACAUCAUGAUCUAUCCACAGACGAGACAACAGAGCGCACAGCCCGCAUUCGCCUAGUCGACCUUGCUGGAUCUGAACGAGCCAAGUCCACCGAAGCCACCGGCCAGCGACUGCGCGAAGGAUCCAACAUUAACAAGUCUCUCACGACUCUUGGCCGAGUUAUUGCAGCAUUGGCCGAUCCGAAGGCAGGACGUCCCGGCAAACGAAAGGGAAAGGAAGUUGUGCCCUACCGCGACUCGAUUCUCACCUGGCUGCUGAAAGACAGUCUCGGAGGAAACUCGAAGACAGCCAUGAUUGCCUGCAUCUCGCCAACCGAUUAUGAAGAGACGCUAUCUACUCUGCGCUACGCGGACCAAGCGAAACACAUUCGCACACGUGCGAGAGUCAACCAAGAUCACCUGUCUGCCGCUGAGCGUGACCGACAAAUUGAAGAAAUGGCAGAGACCAUCCGCACACUACAACUCAGUGUCAGUCAAGCGGCACAGAAUCGCAGGGAGAGCGAAAUUCAGAACGAACGGCUGGAGGAGUACCAGCAAAAGGUUGAGAAACUCCAACGGUUAAUGGAGGAGACAAAGAUGGUCAGCGAAUGCAAGAUCAGACAACUGCAGACGGAGAACGAAGCCCUCCGUAAUCAUUUGAAGCUGGCGUUGGAUAGUUUGAAGAACCCCAUCCCGCCAGUCACGAUUGAGAAACGCCAUAGCGACGUCGCUUCUUUGAAUGAACCAGAUGACGACCUGCUGAUGGAGGACAAAGAAAACCGCCCUGGCUCACCCACUAUGGAUGUAGAGUCUGAGCCCGAGUCAAUCUGGGAAGACGACGGCGUAUCGAUCGACGCGAGCCAGCUCGAAGCCCAGGAGAUGCAGGCAAACAUGGAGGAUCUCCUGGUCGAUCUCGAUGUGUUCAAGCGCAAGCUGGCUACCGACCAUGAGCGCUUCAAAAACAGUCGGCAGCGCGAGGGCCGCAAACGACGGCGAGCACUUGGAGAUAUCAUGGGGAAUUAA